AUGGUGCAAAUAUGGUCUCUAAUUGCGGGGAGUCUUCCUGGUCGGACUGACAACGAGGUGAAGAACUAUUGGAAUACACAUUUGAACAAGAAAAUUUGCAGUGUUUUAGGCAAAAGAAAAUCCAUUCAUCACAACAACAACAACAAUCGUUCGAUUGAUGAGAAUCAAGAGGGCAAUAAUUCUGAGCCGCCGAUCAUCUCGAGUCCAAAAACGACGACGGAUUUUGACGAAGGAUCAAUGGAUUUGGAUGAUGAGAAGAUGAUGAUGAUGAAGGAAGAAGAUAUGAUCCAUGGCUUUACGGAUAACGCGUGGAUGGAGGGAGCAGUUGAGUGCUUCAACUAUGACGAUUACUCCCAGGUGGAAGCUCCGAUGAUGAUGAUGAUGAUGAUGAACCUCAAUUCUUCAGAUUUGGUGUUCGAUGAGGAGCCCUUCACGCCUUGCCUCGAUUCUUUUCGAUGCAUUCUGAGGUCCGAACCCAAUCCUUCUUGCUUUGGAGCGCAUGAAGAAGGGCAAGUGGGGAUUAUAAUUUUAACUUAA
Molecule: messenger RNA, 537 nt
Organism: Hibiscus syriacus
Lineage: Eukaryota; Viridiplantae; Streptophyta; Magnoliopsida; Malvales; Malvaceae
Product: transcription factor MYB82-like
Exons: 2
Coding region: 1-537 (178 amino acids)
Source: RefSeq, a predicted model, not a curated record